Molecule: messenger RNA, 822 nt
Organism: Penicillium lagena
Lineage: Eukaryota; Fungi; Ascomycota; Eurotiomycetes; Eurotiales; Aspergillaceae
Exons: 3
Coding region: 1-822 (273 amino acids)
Cellular component (GO): cytoplasm
Molecular function (GO): glutathione transferase activity
Source: RefSeq, a predicted model, not a curated record
AUGUCCCAUCCCGACUCGAAUCUUCACCCCGAAGCCACCGGUCCCGCCAAAGCGCUGGUCGACCGCCACCGCGCGGAGCAGCCCUUGAAGCUGUAUGCGGGGUGGUUCUGUCCAUUCGUGCAACGAGUCUGGCUUGCCCUAGAAGAAAAGCAGAUUCCCUACGAAUACAUCGAAGUAAACCCGUACAACAAACCCGACUCCCUCCUCGCCCUCAACCCGCGUGGUCUCGUGCCCACACUCUCCUGUCCGACUAGCCAUUCCCCGCGGCCACUGUACGAGUCCACCGUGAUAUUGGAGUACCUCGAAGAAGCGUAUCCAAACCAUGGCCCGCGUCUCCUCCCAACCGAUCACUACGAGCGAGCCCGCGCAAGGAUCUGGAUUGACUACGUGACCUCGCGGAUUAUUCCUGCGUUCCAUCGGUUCCUGCAGUAUCAACCCACGGGUCCACAAGAUGGAGGGCUGGACAAAGUCCGUCAGGAAUUUCUGAAUCAUCUUAAAGUUUGGACGAAGGAGAUGCAUUCGACCGGUCCGUUCUUCUUAGGACAGGAAUUAAGUGCUCCCGAUCUGGUGCUGGCGCCGUGGGCGGUGCGAUUGUGGGUGUUUGAUGAGUUUAAAGGUGGGAUAGGGAUUCCGUCUGGAGGACCCGAUGAGGCGGUUUGGGACAGAUGGAAGAGGUGGGUUGCUGCUUUGGAGGAGAGGAAGAGUAUCAUAGAGACGACGAGUGAGAGGGAGCAUUAUCUGCCUAUCUAUAAGCGCUAUGCGGAUGAUCAGGCGCAGAGUGAGUUGGCUAAGGCGACGAGGGCGGGACGGGGUGUUCCUUGA